Clunio marinus is the source of this 2018-nucleotide messenger RNA. Lineage: Eukaryota; Metazoa; Arthropoda; Insecta; Diptera; Chironomidae. The record is from the annotation of a GenBank genome assembly.
GAUAAUUUAAUUAAUAAUUCUAACUAGAUUUAAAACAGCAAAUUAUUUCUCGUCAUGAAUCCAAAUGAAAUCACUUUGAUUUCUCAACAUGACAACGCAGAAAAAAUUGAGGAAUUUCUCAAAAGUUUUCUUGAUAAGUUUAUUGAUAAAUUUAAUCUCCUGGAGCUAACGUCAUCAGGUCAAUGGACAUUUUUAUGGAAUCAACUAUUUAACUUAUUGAAAAACACAGAGACAAAAUUGUUGUGUCUUCAAGCUAUUCGUAUCUUAAGCCGAGACAAAAUGUAUCUUAAUGAAACAGUAAAGGAAGAAGAAUUCGAUUUGUUACUUGAACUAGCAUCAAUUGGUGUAGGAGAUCAGGAUUUCCCACCAGAAGUUCAAGUUGAAGCUUUGAAGAUUCUUUGUAAUCUUGUUUAUCAAAGUUGUAAAUGUCAGGAAUUUUGUUUAAAAAAUUCGGCAGUUGAAGGAAUUCUUAAACGUUUACGAAUGUUAAAAGAAUAUCAUAUAAACGAUGACAUUAGACUAUUCGACAUGAGACUUUUGUUUCUUAUCACCGCCCUGACACCUAAUGUUCGCUCAAAAGUUCGCGACGAUUACCAUGGCUUGAUUUAUCUUGUGGAAACACUAGAUUUCAUGAUGAAGAAAAAUUCUAUUGAAGUUUUUGAGAAUCAUGAAAUCAACAUAAUUAACGAAAUAUUGAAAGUUCUAUAUAAUAUUACCGAAACGAAUCUAUCAACAGUUGAAACAGAAGAGGAUGACGCUCAUCAGCUUCAACGUUUAACAAUAAUGCUGAACGAUCUUCUUCGUUACAAAGCUCAUUCUACUGAGUUAACUGAAGAUUUGUAUUCGUAUAUUAUUAAUCUACUCACUAGUAUACCAGUAUCUUGUUAUGUGGAGCUUUUUCCUUCUGAGAAUCUCAAUAUUUCCAAGAGAAGUGAUAGUCAGUUCUAUGAAAGUCAUGAUAUACAUUGCGUAAAUAUUUUUAUUCACUUUCUGGAUAAACGACUGAAAAAUUUUAAUGAAGGAAAACAAGAAGAAAAUCUUAAAAUGGAAAACAUUUCGAAAGAGUAUGAAAACAUUCCACCAAUAUUGAUCGUUAUGAUAAAAAGUGUGCAGUGUUCAAGUGCAAUCAGGCAUUAUGUAAAAAGCAAAAUAUUGCCUCCUCUGCAAGACGUAAAAAAUCGACCUGAACAUGGAACAGAAAUGAGAAAUAUUUUAUGUCAGCUUUUAACUUACCCUUCUGCACAGAUUUCGGACCUUGUUGCAGAAUUUCUUUUUAUUUUGUGUAAGGAAAAUGUCGAUAGAAUGAUAAAAUAUACAGGCUAUGGCAAUGCAGCGGGGAUUUUUGCAAAACGUGGACUUCUCGCUGGUCAAAACACUGGGAAUCAUCAGCAAUAUUCUAGUGACAGUGAAGAAAGUGACACAGAAGAAUACAUAAAGUAUAAGCAUUCAAUAAAUCCUAUAAUUGGAUGUUAUGAAACCCCCCAAAAGAAUCCUUUGGAAGGUCUAUCAGAAGAACAAAAAGAAUAUGAAGCAGAACAACUUGUGAAUCUCAUUGAUAAGCUACAUAGAAAAGGAAUAGUGAAACCAUGCAAAAUUGCCGAUGGUAAACCAGUACCAAUUGAACAUGUGUUGGAACUUCAACAAUUACCGAAAGAACAUCAAGAGCAUAAUGAAAAUUUGUAAUCCAUUUAAUGAAUAGAUGUUUGCAUUCAUUCUUGAAAAAUACAUGUCUGGUUGUUUAUGAAAUUAAGAGAUAAUUAGAUAUCUAAUAAUAUUUUUAACUUCUAAAUGUCAUCAAAACAUCAAUAUUUGUUAAUAACUUUAAAUAGUUUGAUUAAAAUUUAAAAAUUCAUAAAGAAUUCUACUGCUUAAAUACAAUACAAGAUUUAUCAUUUUAUUCUAAACUAUGCAUCUUUGAUCAUUUAUGUAUUAGAUAGAUGAUAUUUAAAUGUAAAAAAAUUGAGUGCUUCAUGUUAGUACUAUCUGUAUAUGAAAAAAAAGAAUAAACAUAAUUCUUU